This is a messenger RNA of Dama dama (fallow deer), 8344 nucleotides long. RefSeq names its product dual specificity phosphatase 5 (gene DUSP5). The transcript has 4 exons. Gene Ontology annotation, cellular component: nucleus; cytoplasm. Gene Ontology annotation, biological process: endoderm formation; negative regulation of MAPK cascade; protein dephosphorylation. The record is from RefSeq and is a predicted model, not a curated record. Gene Ontology annotation, molecular function: protein tyrosine/threonine phosphatase activity; MAP kinase tyrosine/serine/threonine phosphatase activity. The coding region runs from base 174 to 1328 and encodes 384 amino acids. NCBI's taxonomy places the organism in Eukaryota, Metazoa, Chordata, Mammalia, Artiodactyla, Cervidae.
CCCGGCCGGGCGCCGAGCGUACGGGGCGGGAAAGAAGAGUUGCGCGUCCGCUCCGGCGCCGGGCUCGGUCGGCCGGCCGCAGCCCUGUGGGGUCGUCUUCCUGGGCCUCGCCGGCGGGCACCCUGGCUGUGGGCACCUGCGGCGCGCACGGCGCGGGGCCGCUGGGCGGCGGCAUGAAGGUCACGUCGCUCGACGGGCGCCAGCUGCGCAAGAUGCUUCGCAAGGAGGCGGCGGCGCGCUGUGUGGUGCUCGACUGCCGGCCCUACCUGGCCUUCGCCGCCUCGAGCGUGCGCGGCUCGCUGAACGUCAACCUCAACUCGGUGGUGUUGCGGCGGGCCCGCGGCGGCGCGGUGUCGGCGCGCUACGUGCUGCCCGACGAGGCGGCGCGCGCGCGGCUGCUGCAGGAGGGAGGCGGCGGCGUGGCUGCCGUGGUCGUGCUGGACCAGGGCAGCCGGCACUGGCAGAAGCUGCGCGAAGAGAGCGCCGCGCGCGUCGUGCUCACCUCACUGCUCGCCUGCCUGCCCGCCGGCCCGCGGGUCUACUUCCUCAAAGGGGGAUAUGAGACUUUCUACUCAGAAUAUCCUGAGUGUUGCGUGGAUGUAAAACCCAUUUCACAAGAGAAGGUUGAAACUGAGAGAGCCCUCAUCAGCCAGUGUGGGAAAUCAGUGCUCAACAUCAGCUACAGGCCGGCCUAUGACCAGGGCGGCCCAGUUGAAAUCCUUCCGUUCCUUUACCUUGGAAGUGCCUACCACGCAUCCAAGUGCGAGUUCCUUGCCAACCUGCACAUCACAGCCCUGCUCAACGUCUCCCGGCGGACCUCCGAGGCCUGCACGACGCACCUACACUACAAAUGGAUCCCCGUGGAAGACAGCCAUGCAGCUGACAUCAGCUCCCACUUUCAAGAAGCAAUAGACUUCAUCGACUGUGUCAGGGAAAAGGGAGGCAAGGUUCUGGUUCACUGUGAGGCUGGGAUCUCCCGCUCGCCCACCAUCUGCAUGGCUUACCUCAUGAAGACCAAGCAGUUCCACCUGAAGGAUGCCUUUGAUUACAUCAAGCAGAGGAGGAGUGUGGUCUCGCCCAACUUUGGCUUCAUGGGCCAGCUCCUACAAUAUGAGUCUGAGAUCCUGCCUUCCACGCCCACCCCCCAGGCUCCCUCCUGCCAAGGAGAGGCCGCCGGCCCUUCGCUCCUCGCCCACUUGCAGACCCUGAGCCCUGACGUGCAGGCUUCCUACUGCACGUUCCCUACCUCGGUGCUGGCCCCGGUGCCCACCCGCUCGACAGCCUCAGAGCUCAGCCGGAGCCCCCUGGCCACAGCCACAUCCUGCUAAACCCGAGCUGGGGGAGCCAGCCCAGCCCCAAGAACAACUGUGAUUUUGUAUUUUGACUCGUGGACAUUUCAUACCUGUGCAAUACUGAAGACCUCACCCUGUCCUGCUGUCCUGGUGGGACAGUGAAGGGGUCACUAGGUUUGCAGACAAACUUCAGACUGACCUCGGGACUGAAGGAAGGCCAAGCCAUCAUGAGAGCACAGUGCGUGCUGACUACUGUACUUCCAGACCCCUGCCCUCAGGACUGCCCAAUCUUUGCACCUCAAAAUUCGCCUUUUCAUUUCAAGCAUAAGGCAAUAAAUACCUGCAGCAACAUGGGAGAAAGCAGUUGCUAGACCAAGAGAAAAGGCAGUCAUGAAGCCAAUUCAUUUUGAAGGAAGCACAAUUUCCACCCUUUUUUUUUUUUAAAUUUUGGCAGUCUCUGUAUCUGUCUCUGUUGCUUCAGGGCAUAAGCUGAUCACCACCUAGUCAGGAAAGUAACCCUGCAGGGUUUUAGGGACAUGAUGUAUAUGCCGAUUUGAACCCUCGGAUGCUUUUGAGACUCCAUCUCAGAUCAGGUGGAGUCAGUUGGGUGAAGUAGUGAGACGGGAACACUUCCGGUUUCCUUCUCACUGUGGGUUCUUCCCUGACUUUGGACUUGGGCAUGAUUCUUAUUCAUACUUGAACCUUUCUUGUUGCACCUCUCCUCAAAGCAACUCUUGUGUCAUUUGAAAAGAGUUCUUUAGACCAUAGACCAAAAAUCACCCAUUUGAGGUAGUGGCAGUGGGUGCCACAAGAGAGAAAGGGUACCCACUUCCUGGGUCAGUGGCAUUGAAAUGGUCGUCACCCCAGCUUGCUGUCUUUAUAUGUGCUUGUCUCGUCUCUGGUUGGUGACACUUGUGUUCUUCCCUGCCCCUGGGGGUUGUCUUCGAGCUGUUGACUUCUGGGAUUUGCAGAUUUCUCAAUGUGGUACUACUUCUUUUUGUCUGUAGGUUAUUUCUCCAGGGGAAAAGGCAAUAAUUUCCUAAAAUCCAUAUGAAUGUGAAGAAAAGCAGUAUGUUACUGGUCAUUGCUGUCAUUUUUUUUAUAGUGCAAAAUAAAAAUAGUAAAAAGAACAAAAGUGCUUCUUCAUGUUGAUGAGUUCAGGCAGGGAUACAUUGAGGUGGGGACCCAGCCUACUUUUCUGGGCUCUAUCCAAAUGAACUGUUAAGGUGAUGGUGGUGAGUGUGCCAUUGCAGGCAUGAGGCUGUCUACUCAAUGCUUUCCAGUUGGGAGCCUUCCCUAAGCUCGCUCGCAAGAGAAUUCCUUAGGCCCAGGCCAUGUGGGGAGGUGGUCAGAGCAUCUGUCCACCCUGAGCUCUUCACUUCCUUAAGUCUCAGGUAAAGACUUCAACUUGAAUCUCAGCUUCUUCAUCCAUGAAAUGAGUGAACUAAGCUAGAUGGUCUCAAAAGUUCCUCAGAACUUGAGACCCUUGAUUGCAGCAAACCUGAGUGGCAAGCUUGUGGUCAGCCUUCUCCCCGGUACCUGUGUAUGGCAGACUCUGAGAAAAGUAUGGAAAAAUGACCAAGGGACAAAUAAGCAAAUGAAGUGAGGGUUUGCUUUAAAUGCUUGUUCUUUUUCACCCUUGGGAUUAAUUCUUACAGAUAAUUCCCUGAGGAGUUCCUAGGUAAAUCCUUCCAUGAGUGGGUUUAAAUCCAAGGCUGAAUCAGCUUGCCUUCUGAGUAAUGUCCUCUGUGUGGUGGAGGAGGGAAGGGACAGUGUUUGCUUAUCCCCAUGGCUUAUGCCUCUGCUCCAGCCUACUCUUGGGGACUGUUUCCUAAUCAUGAGGAACAGGAAACUGACUGGGAUUGAUAACCACACAUUCCUGACACAGCGAUUCUAAUCCACACUCCUUGACUAUGGGGUAUCCAAAAAGGCCUCCAGCUCCCCCAGCAGGUGCCAUGUCAGCAAAUAGCAAGAUGGCGUCCGAGCCAAGGGUAGCCCAGCUCUUUCUAAAUGUCUCACCUCAAAAGCUUUGCUUGAGGCCUUGCUCCCCGUAAAACUUCCCUUCCCCACAGAUUCCUUGGAAAGACCUCAGGUAAAAAUGUCACCCCUACUGGGAAAGCUGCUUUACCUUCAGCAUUUACAUAAUCCAACCAGGGCUUUCAGGGGAAGCACCGCACAGGAAGGGAAAUCCUGGCUUCUAGCCCUCACCCUGCCCUGAGUCUAGUGCUUUAGAGCUAAUCUAUAAUCUUGCUGGACCAGACUUUAGGGCUUGGUCCACCUGAGGUCUCCCUGCUUUCGUAUCUCUGAGCCUCCGUUCAGCCCUGGAAUGUGUCCCAUUGUGCAGGCCUGUCCAGGUGCUGAGUGGCUGGAGGGGCCUCGGGCAGGGAGAGGCAGGGAGGGGGAAGCUGGGCACAGGCUGGGGUGAUACGCUAAGCCGCGUCCCACUUGCUGACAUUUGCUUUAUUGCAUUAAGGUCUUUCUCUGAAGGGUGAGUAAGUCAUCUAAAUCAGGCAUAUGAGGAUUGCUCAUAAGCCCGUGAGUCACUGGCGGGUAAGCCAAGUGAAGCCCCACAGCUGGGGAUGGCUCUGUAACUCUCACUCCCGUAACAUUCUCCUUAUUAAUUACCCUUCCAUUUUUGCAAAAGCCAACUAUACACGGGCUUCCGAUGCCAGAUGUGGAAUUAAAGCUGGUGUGGUCCAGUUCCUUCAUCCCCAGGUUUUGAAGCAACACCUCUGCUGGUCUGCAGCAGUGCUCCAGGAGGAGAUGUGUCUGGGAGAAUAGAAAUGUUCAUUCUCUAAGCUGUUUCCCAGCUGACUCUGUCGGUAAGCCCCUCAGGUCUACCCUGGCUCCUGAGCCCGGCCUGACCUAGGGGCAGGAAGUGUAAGAGCAGUUCACACCAGUGUGCUCACUGGAGCCCCGUGUACCCAUGGGCGCUCCUUUGUGUGAGGACCCAGGGAAAAAGUACCCCAGGUCUUAGCACCCUGGAAGGCUGCAACUCACUGAAUUGUUGGUGGUUUAUCUUCCCAACCCCAUAAAGUUGGUGACUGCCCUUGUUUUCCUCCUUGCUCAGGCCACCAGGCUAGUCAGAACCAAAUUUUUAGCCUACCUCUGGCAAUUUUAUAGGACUUUAUGGCAUAUGUUUUGGGUAUUGACUCCACUGGGUUUCCAUUAAAAUUUUCCAACUGUAUUUUUCUUUGCUUCCAUUGCCCCGCUGACUUUAAAAAAAGAACAACCCUUGAGUAAUGAAUGUUAAACAUACCACAGUGCAUUUAUGGAAUGAGGAGAUAUAUAAAUACACAUGGAGAGAAGUCUAUACAUCCUCCAUUGUUGCUACUCUCCAUCUCUCUCUGAAGGAUUCAUCCAAGGGACUAGGUAAAUCUUUGCCUUCUCAGUAAGUCUGACCAAAUUCUGUAUUCUUUUUGGAGUAAAUCUUGUCCAGAACCCAAACCCCAUGAUGAGAGCCUGGCUCCAGGUCUUAUCUUAGAAUCUCAGGCACUGCCGCCUACUUUCAACACUGAAUGCUGAUGCUGGUGACCUUCUAUGGGGUGGCGGGGAGCCUUGGCCCUGAUGGAGAGGUUGCUCAAAGUCACAGUGCAGAUGCUUCUGACCCCCACACACUGCCCGUGAUGGAUGUGACUCUGUGCCUAGAUAACUAUCAUCCCUGCGUCCAUUUCACACUGAGCACCUGCUAGAACCUGGGAUUCAGUGGGGAAUGAGGGCUUCAUAAGUACUGAUGACUGUUCACUGGGCUUUCUGUCCCAGAGUGGAGCUGGCCUCUCAAGGUGUGCUCAUGGCCCCAGCCCCACACAGCCCCCUUCCCAGCUCCCCUCGUCUUGGCUCUAGCUCCAUCCUCUCCCCUCUAUCCCCAGCAUGCAGAGCUCCUGGAUAUGCCAGCCUAUGGACACAUGGCUGUGUUUCCCUGUGCUUACCAUCUGACCCCCGCCUUGGCUCAUCCCUUAGGUUCUCCUGCAUCAUUUACUACCUUGUUAUGAACACUGUAUUAAUCUUGCUCCCACCUCCACCCCCACCAUAGUCCAAAAAAGUAGCGAGUUUUUGUUGAGCCCCGGUUCUUUCUCAGUCAUUUGGCUAAUAUCAAAAGUGUCUAUUAAGCACUAUCGACUAUAUGCUGCAGUCUAUAAAUAAUCCACCUGCAAUGCAGGAGACCACCUGCAAUUCCGGAAAUGUGAGUUCCAUCCCUGGGUUGGGAAGAUCCCCUGGAGAAGGGAAAGGCUACCUACUCCAGUAUUCUGGCCUGGAGAAUGCCAUGGAUUCUAUAGUCCCCAGGGUCACAAAGAGUCGGACACGACUGAGCAACUUUCAGUGAUCUUGCCUGGGAAAUCCCGUGGACAGGGGAGCCUGGCAGCCUACAGUCCCUGGACUUGCAAGAGCUGGACAUGAUUUAGCGACUAAACCACCAUCAUAUGCCACAAGUCAAGUUAGGCAUGCACAUAGGCCUUGUCUCUUUAAUACUCAUCAAAACUCUGUACAAUUGCUUUUUUUUUUUUUUUUUUAAAGAGAUUAUUUUCACAUGGAAAAUAAUUUUAAAAGUCUUUAUUUUUAAAGUCUUUAUUGAAUUCGUUACCAUAUUGCUUCUGUUUUAUGUUUUGGUUUUUUGGCUAUGAGUCAUGUGGGACCUUAGCUCUCUGACCAGGGAUCAAACCCACAUCCCCUGCACUGGAAGGCGAAGUCUUAACCAUUGGACCACCAGAGAAGUCCCUGUACAAAUGCUUUUAUUGUCUCUAUUUCCAGAUGCAUAAACGGAGCCUCAGAGAUACUAGGUAACCUGCCCUAGGUACCAUAGCUAGUAAAUGGUAGAGCCCAGGAUGAAGCUAUUUCAUUGAUCUUGUACCCCUCUCAGCAUCUGGGGUAUACAGUAGGUACUUUUGUUCAUUGGACUUUUGUGUCCAAGGAAGAGUCUCCUUAGGCCACAUUAAAAAAAAAAAAAAGACAUUUUGUGUAUAGCUACAAAUGGCAUUUAAUGCCCAGAUGCACUCUACUCCAACCAACCACAGUGGUUUUAUGACAGUCCUUUCAAUAAGCCAUGCUUCCUCCUGCCUCUUUGUUCACACUCGCUCUUCUGCCAGGAACACAUUUCUCCCCUAAAUUCACCCUUCAAUUAAAUAACUCCUACUUGUCCUUCACGUCUCAGCUCAAACGUCAUCUCUCCAGGCAAGAAUUCUCAGACUUCCAAACUAGGUCAGACAUUCCCAUUCAGUCUCUCAUAGCUUCCUACCUAUAGCUUUUCUUCACCUUUUAUCAAAGAUUAAGAAAUAUUCGUUUAUCUGUAAUUAUAUUUUAUUAAUGUUUGUCUUCAGACUAGAAGCACCAGGAGAACAAAGAUUAUAUUGAAUUUCAAGAGGGAUCUAGUGCAGGGCCUGAUUUAUAGUAGGUGUUCAAUAAGUACUGGUUGAAUGAAGGAGUGAAUGAGUGACAAGCUGGGAAACAAAUGCUGUCAGAACCAGAAGUUGCUCUUUCCAUCUCUCUCAAAGCCCAAGCUAUCCUCUGCACAUAAGCUCAUAAGCAUGUUAACCCCAGGUGCCACUUUUGAAUCCCUUACCAAUUCUAAAGGAAACACGGUUCCUAGAUUUAAUUACUGCUCUCCUAUUGGUCAGAGUCCAUGUCACCACAUCACCUCAUUGGUCACUUGUCGGUCUGUGGGUGGGCUGCCCUUGGGUCAGGUGUCCACCCUGGCACUAGUCAGUUUCCUCUAAGUUCAGAGACCUGCCUACCUCAGACUCCCUGAGCAGGGUUUGGAGACAGAGCAGUCUCAGUCAGAAAGGGUGGAGAUCCUGCCACACACUUGCCUAGCUUGCCACUAAAGGAUUUAAUUAAUGCCCAAAGACUGAGUGUUGGAUAAGAGGGCCUUGGAGAUGACCAGAUAGCCUGGGCACAAUAAAACUCAACCCUACCCCUUUUGUCCCACCUCCAGUAAGUGACUUCAUAUUAUCAAUUGGGGUACCUAAAUUUAAAAUCUUGGUAGUAUUUAUUUAUAGUGGCAGGUCUGAUCCCUUCCUGCCCACACAUUCACCCCCAUUCGCUUAUAAAGUUUAUAGAAACCUAGAAGUUACUAGGUGGGAGUUUAAAAUAGAACCUUGAAGCAUCCCUUUGCUUACAUUCUGGGCUUCCCCAGCAACCAGGAAUGAAAGUGCUGCUUGAGAGAAAUAAACCUCCCAGAGAGUGAAACCUCAGAUAUAUCUCUAAGGUAGGAAGGUGAAAACAGUUUAUCUCCAGCCCACGAGGAAAAGAACAGUAGACUUAAAAUCAGGAAGUGUAGCUGCCAGACCCUGGGGAAUCUAACAGUUUAGGACCUUUAAAAUGACCUUUAAAAAAGCACUUACUAUUGGCAGGCUGUAUGCUGAUCGUUUUGCAUAUGUUCUCUCACUUAAGAUUCACAGAAAUCCUGCAAGAGUAAUAUUGUUAGCCCUGUUUUACAGAUAAGCAAACUGAGAGGUUAUAAACUUAGCCCAAGGGUUACAUAGCUAAAGCCUGUGAAUGUCAAAGCCCGGAUACCCAACUUGCAUUGGACUCCCAAGAGCAUACUCUCUCCCUACACAGCACUAUUUUCCAGAAAAGAAAAUUCAAAAGAUUCUCAGUUAUCUGUCUCCAUGUCUAUAUCCCUUAAAUAAGGCUAUGAAAUCUAUUUGUUCUUCAGAACAGAGUUUCAAAUGACCUCAUUGUAAUAAUUCCUUAACUUUACAAAGCCUUCUCUUCCAACAUUAUUAAGUUUAGAUUUGGGAGCUGAAUUUUCAAGUGGGACAUGGACAAACCAGCAUGUUUACAGAUGAUGUUUACUGAAGGGUUUGGAGAUUAUGUUAUAUGAGGAGAGUUUGGGAAGGUAGUAGGGUUUGGUCUGGAGAGGAGAACCAAUCAAUUGUCUAACUGAAGUUAUGUACAGCAGUUUCUUGGAACUCAAGGGCUGGAAUUUCAAAAGCCUGAGUUUGAAUUCCGGCUCUGCCACUUGCUAGCUAUGUGGACGGGAACAAAUUACUCCAUCUCCUUAAGCCUCAAAGUUCCUAUCCAUAAAAAGAGUACUAAUUGGAUCUACCUUGUGG